AUGAGCGCUCUACAUGAAAGUCUUCGACUGACCAACAUCAACUUAUCGACGAAUUCGAUCUGUUCUAUCGGACCAGGAGACUUCUUUCGGUGGAUCGGAAUUCGUUUAACAAUGGCAUUGGAACCACGCCGAGGCCCUACACGGGUUUAUUGGGACACACAAGAGAAAGAGGGCUACGUCAAUACUGCAGCCAAUUAUGCAUCUAGGUUCCAAAUGAGUCGUCAUUGUUUUGAACAAAUUUUGUAUGCACUUGCGUUCUCGGACAGCAGUCAAACCGACGAUCCCUGGAAGCCGAUACGUCCACUGAUAAACGGAUUCAACGAAUAA
Messenger RNA from Phytophthora nicotianae INRA-310, 327 nucleotides. RefSeq lists its product as hypothetical. The transcript has a single exon. The coding region runs from base 1 to 327 and encodes 108 amino acids. NCBI's taxonomy places the organism in Eukaryota, Oomycota, Peronosporomycetes, Peronosporales, Peronosporaceae. The record is from RefSeq and is a predicted model, not a curated record.